Hypomesus transpacificus is the source of this 1583-nucleotide messenger RNA. It is a transcript of the gene emb, whose product is annotated as embigin. NCBI's taxonomy places the organism in Eukaryota, Metazoa, Chordata, Actinopteri, Osmeriformes, Osmeridae. The record is from RefSeq and is a predicted model, not a curated record. Gene Ontology annotation, molecular function: cell-cell adhesion mediator activity. Gene Ontology annotation, cellular component: plasma membrane; axon. The transcript is spliced from 8 exons. Gene Ontology annotation, biological process: homophilic cell-cell adhesion; axon guidance; dendrite self-avoidance. The coding region runs from base 61 to 975 and encodes 304 amino acids.
GAGAGUGGUCUGCUGAAGGCAGGACGGCAGAAGAGAGAACAAGAACUGACUGAGGCAAACAUGUCAUCUACCUUGAUCCACUCCCUCUGGUUCCUCCUGGUCCUCUUCUCCAGAGGCAUCGACACAACUGAAACACCACCUCCGUUGGUCCCAGAUGACCCACCAGCACUGCUUGAAAAGAGUGUGGUCCUUAAGGGUGACAGUCAUGUUGAAAAUGUUGAACUUUUGGAACCCAUCAAGGUAAAGUUAGACUGUACCUGGACAGGUAACAAAACCAAAUUGCCCAACAUUACUGGGUAUUGGAAAAAAGAUGGGAUUGAAAUUGAUAACACUCAAGUCAGAGUACAAUUGGAAAAUGAGCGGUAUAAUCUCAAAAAAGUGUUCAGCAUUAAUAAAGAUAACCUGGGGGAUUACUCCUGUGUCUUUGUCGGUUCACAAGAUGGGGCGAAAAUAGACUUCCAUUUGGCAGCACCAAAGAUGAGUGACAUGAGAGACAAGCCAGUUGUGAGCUAUGUUGGUGACUCAGUGGUGAUUGAUUGUAAAUCAAAGAAACCUCCGGUCUAUUGGCUCUGGUAUAAAGUCAAUGGGACCGAGAAGGAGCUUAUUGACACGGGAGCUAACUCUUCGCGCCACAGGAUGCAUGUCAACGCCGAAGGGUAUCAUUCCAAACUGACGGUGCUGCUGGUGAACGAGUCUGAUGCCGGGAUCUACUCAUGCAGCGCGGUCUUCCACAUCGGCGCCAGUGAAGGCCACGUGGAACUACGGGUUAUCACCUUCAUAGAACCCCUCAAGCCUUUCCUAGCCAUCCUGGUGGAGGUUGUCGUCUUGGUCUUCCUUAUUCUACUGUGUGAGAAACGCAACUCGCGGAAGCAAAACCACUCAGGAAAUGAAAAUCAAAGUGCCCAAACCAGUAAGCUGGCACAAGGAGAAAAUGGGAUGGAAGAAAGUUCCACAAUAAGACAAAGAAAGAUGUAAACAUCAACAGAGGUCAAAGUCAUAUCAGGUUUGAUCUGUUUCAACUCAUUUUCAUCAGAAUAUAAAAUUCAUUUACAUUCAAGAAAGAAUGUUUUAGCAUUUGAAUUCCAAACUGCUUCCUGAAAUAAACCAUAAUGGAUUCAGUCACUGGUAAAUCUAUUCAUGAAAUGUUCCUAGUGCUUUUGUUUUCAGAGGUUGAGGUAUUUUGGAUGAUUAUUGUUGCAAAACUAUGGCCACAGUCUGUCACAAAUGAAUAGUUGCAAUGUAUUUUGUAACCCAAAGAAAAGUGAGUCAGCCUUACUGAAUGAGGAGUUCCAUAUCUUUCUGUAUGCUUGUGUUAUUCAUGUUUGCUCCGGUUCUUCCAUAUCCUGCUUGAGAACAUAUUAGCACUAGGGGUGGGCGAUACUGCAAAAUUUGGUAUUGAUCCGAUACCAAGUAAAUACAAGGCCAGUAUUUGGCGCAUUGGCAUUGCUUUCCCCUACACAAAAGUAGAUCAGAUGCUUUUCAAAGUAAAAAGUAUCGGUAUCGGCAAUACUGGCCCUGUAUUUACUUGGUAUCGGAUCGAUACCAAAUUUUGCAGUAUCGCCCACCCAAAGUUUGCAUAAUCA